Salvia splendens (bonfire salvia) is the source of this 3250-nucleotide messenger RNA. RefSeq names its product scarecrow-like protein 14. The transcript has 2 exons. The coding region runs from base 451 to 2778 and encodes 775 amino acids. The record is from RefSeq and is a predicted model, not a curated record. NCBI's taxonomy places the organism in Eukaryota, Viridiplantae, Streptophyta, Magnoliopsida, Lamiales, Lamiaceae.
GAUUCUAACCAAAACAAUCACUUUCUUCUCUUUUUACUCACUCUUCUUGUUUGUAUCAACUACUUGCUUGACUAUUUUGUUUAUUUUUCGCCUUUAUUUUCUGAUUCUGGUUUCUAUACGUAUCUAUUUUUGAAUCUCGACCAUUUAACUUCAUCAAUUUCAAUUUUUGUUUUAUAUUGACUGCAUUAAGGAGUUUUUGCUGGAUGAUGAAGCAAAUCGCUUUGGUUUUUGUUAUUUUUGUGUUUCAGAUUUAAGCUACUCCAUAGUUUUUUUGGCUAGCGUAUUAUGAUCAUGGUAUUUAUUAUUUUUAACGGUUGUUUGGAUUGGUAUGUGAUGGAUCUUAAAGUUUGAUCUUCGGAAGCUGCUGAUUCCGAUUGAUUUCAUACCAUAAAUGUAUAACCAGUAAAAUCUGUUCAUUGUUUUGAUUUUGUGGAUUUUAAAUGGUAUGUGAUGGAUCUUAUAGUUUUUCUAUGCAAGCAAUUUCUCUUUCCAAUGAAUGACUUAUUGAAAUGCAGGCGUUCUGUUUUGAAGAGGGAAUUUAAGUCAUCAAAUCUCAUGGAUCCAUGGUUCAGUGAUUCCAAUAUAGCAAAUGAGUUUAAGUUUGAUGGUGGAAGUUUUCUCCCCAGUUAUGAUCAGUCUCAAAACACUAGAAAUGGGACGAAACAUGAUUAUUUGGAUCUUGAUCUCCUGGAUAUCCCUUUACUUCCUAUAAGCCCGGGCCCUGAUAAUUUUGGUCUAUCUUCGAAUGUGAGCUAUGAAACCGACUCUCCGGAUGAUAUAGACUCAGAUCCAAUGCUUAAGUUUCUCAAUCAGAUUCUAGUUGAAGAGGAUAUGGAAGAGAAGCCUAGCAUGUUUCAUGACCCCCUUGCCCUACGUGCUACUGAGAAAUCCUUGUACGAAGUCAUUGGACAGGAAUACCCGCCUUCACCGUCUUAUCCAGGAAGUUCUGAUAGUCCUGAUAGCUUUUACGGGAAUUCUAGCGAGUACACAAGCAGCAGCAAUGCUGGUAGUAAUUCUAUUGAUCCUCAAUGGACUGUUGAUCCGGGUGAAAAUACUUCAUCUAUAGAACAGAGUCAUCGACAGGAUCUUUUGUUUGGUUCAUUUUUACCGGUCAGUUCACAAUCAUCAUUACAUGCUGUCAACAGCUCCUAUGGUAAUGGGAAUGCACAGACGAACUCCUUUGGCAAUGCAAGCCUGCUUCAGAAUUUCUUUGGUGACAGUGAAUCUGUCUUGCAGUUCAAGAGAGGGAUGGAAGAGGCUAGUAAGUUCCUUCCUACCAGUAAUUCAUUGAUCAUUGAUUUGGACAAAUAUGAAUUACCUAAAAAAUCAGAAGAUAUAAGUCCAGCUGUUGUGAUCAAAACAGAAACAGAAGAGCCUCAUUAUUCUUCUGAUAGCCUUAAGGGAAGGAAGCAUCGGCAUCCAGAUGAUGGUAAUUUGGAAGACAUGGAAAGAAGCAGUAAGCAACUUGCAACAUAUGUUGAAGAGGUUGAACUAUCUGAAAUGUUUGAUAGAGUUCUUCUCUGCACUAAUGUCAAGGGUUGCAAUGAUAUUACUGAACCGGAAAACCCGGCUCCACUGCCAGUAAUGCUGCCUAAAGAGUCUGAUGGCAGAAAAGCUCGUACGCAGAAAAAUGAGAAGCAGGAUUCUGUGGACCUCAGAAUCCUUUUGAUUAGUUGUGCUCAAUCUGUUGCUGCUGAUGAUCGUAGAACAGCAUAUGAACAAUUAAAGCAGAUCAUGCAACAUUCUUCUCCGAUCGGAGAUGUGUACCAGAGGUUGGCUCAUGUGUUUGCUAGUGGUCUUCAGGCACGGCUGGGUGGUACUGGAACUGAACUUUAUGCAUCCCUUAAUCACAGGAAAAUUACGGCUGCAGAGAAGUUGAAAGCCUACCAGGUGUAUCUUUCAUCAUGUCCAUUCAAGAAGAUGUCGAUAGCUUAUGCAAAUAUGAUGAUUUGUUCAUUGGCAUCAGAAGCAACUACACUGCAUAUUAUUGAUUUUGGCAUCCUUUAUGGCUUCCAGUGGCCUAUCCUCAUUCAACAUCUUUCAGACAGAGCUAGUGGUACUUUCAAGCUGCGCAUCACUGGAAUUGAGCUUCCACAACCAGGUUUUAGACCAGCCGAACUUCUAGAGGAGACAGGCUCCCGCUUAGCAAGAUAUUGUGAACGUUUUGGAGUGCCAUUUGAAUACCAAGCCAUUGCAACACAAAACUGGGAGGCUAUUAAAAUCGAGGACCUGAAGAUUACAAGUGGUGAGGUUAUUGCUGUGAACUCUCUUUUCCGGUUUGGGAGAUUGCUGGAUGAGACUGUUAUGACAGACAGUCCAAGGGAUGCUGUUCUGAACUUAGUUAGGAAAAUAAAGCCACACAUCUUCGUAAAUUCUGUCACAAAUGGAUCUUAUAAUGCUCCCUUCUUCGCGACUCGAUUCAGAGAGGCCCUAUUCAAUUAUUCUGCAUUGUUUGAUAUGUUUGAUGCUACCUUGCCUCGUGAUAAUCCUCAUAGGAGGGAUUUUGAACAAGAUUUCUGUGGCCGUGAGAUAAUCAAUGUUGUUGCAUGUGAGGGAGCAGAGAGGGUUGAGAGACCUGAGACUUACAAGCAAUGGCAAGUUCGCCACAAACGGGCUGGGUUCAAACCGCUACCCUUGGAUCAUGGGAUUUUGAAAAAAGUUAGGCACAAGUGCUCUGGAUAUCACAAAGAUUUUCUUUUUGAUGAAGACGGAUGUUGGAUAUUGCAGGGCUGGAAAGGCAGGAUUCUUUGUGCUAGCUCGUGUUGGGUCCCUGCAUAAAGUCUGAUGCAUGUUCACUCUACAUUAAAGGAAAGAUAUCAAAGAAUCUGAGAUGAUGAAUUAGAAGAGUGAGUUUGGUGCUUCUUGUCAUUGAAGCAUGCUACUUGUGUGCACUGACGAUGAUAUCUGCACUUGAAGUAUUAGCACUGUACCAGAAUGAAAAGAAGGAACUUGCAGCUGUGGAGACUGGAGAUGUCACUUUACAAGGUACUUGGAACUCUCUUACACCUCCGAUUUGGGUCAUCAUGUGUACAAAUAUCAGUGGUGAAGAGGGGCUUACGACACAAUUGAAGAUCUUAGGCCGGAUUUUGAUAUGGCUAGCAUAUGCUUCAUUAGUUGUCUUGUUUUUUUCUCUGGUGUUAUGUGUUGUAGGGUUAGUGAUUUCUCAUGAUUGCACACACGCAUAGAUUUGAUCCUAAACUCGAUUUUGUACAAGUGAUUUUUCUGAAUUUAGAUUGAUAAUUUCUACCCU